Phragmites australis (common reed) is the source of this 910-nucleotide messenger RNA. RefSeq names its product transcription repressor MYB5-like. The transcript is spliced from 2 exons. Bases 127 to 897 code for a protein of 256 amino acids. Lineage: Eukaryota; Viridiplantae; Streptophyta; Magnoliopsida; Poales; Poaceae. The record is from RefSeq and is a predicted model, not a curated record.
UCGAGGAAGCUACGAAAGCGACCGAGACCGCGCCCGCCGCGCACGUCAGCUGCCUGGCAAGAGCCAAGAGAGCAGCAGCUAAGCAGAGGCGCCCGGAGCCGCCGCGCGGCAGGCAGGACAGGAGCAAUGACGCGGAAGCCGCCACCGGAGCCGCGGGGCGGGGCCGCGGCGCAGCUGAAGCGCGGGCCGUGGACGCCGGAGGAGGACGACCUGCUGGCGCGGUACGUGGCCCGGGAGGGGGAGGGCCGGUGGCGCACGCUGCCUCGGCGCGCCGGGCUGCUGCGGUGCGGUAAGAGCUGCCGCCUCCGGUGGAUGAACUACCUCAGGCCGGACAUCAAGCGCGGGCCCAUCGCCGCCGACGAGGAGGACCUCAUCCUCCGCCUCCACCGCCUCCUCGGCAACCGGUGGUCGCUGAUCGCCGGGAGGCUGCCGGGGCGCACGGACAACGAGAUCAAGAACUACUGGAACUCGCACCUCAGCAAGAAGCUCAUCGCGCAGGGCAUCGACCCGCGGACGCACAGGCCGCUGGCCGCAGCGGGCACCUCCCACAGCGACGCUGCUGCUGCUGCUCCUGCCGCUGACAAGACGCCGCCAGUAGUCGAGCCGUCGGUGACGCCACCGCUUCCUGCGGAUCCAAGCCCGUCUUCCGCCGUUGGCGAUGGAGGCGGUGACUUCGCAGCGAUGAUGAGCCUCGACGCCGAGGGCUUCGAAGGGUUCGGUGACCAGUUUCAAGCCGUGGAUGCUGCUCGUAGCGGCUUCGACUUGGGCUGCGCCAUGGUAGACGACGACACCUUCUCCUCGUUUCUCGACUCGUUGAUCAACGAGGAUCACUUUGUCGAUUACUUCGGCGAUCACAAGGAUGCUGAUGGUCAGAACGAUCAGGGUGGCGCUAACUGAUGCAUACUUCUGA